This is a messenger RNA of Pteronotus mesoamericanus, 3439 nucleotides long. It is a transcript of the gene NIF3L1, whose product is annotated as NGG1 interacting factor 3 like 1. NCBI's taxonomy places the organism in Eukaryota, Metazoa, Chordata, Mammalia, Chiroptera, Mormoopidae. Bases 173 to 1306 code for a protein of 377 amino acids. The transcript has 7 exons. Gene Ontology annotation, cellular component: cytoplasm; mitochondrion. The record is from RefSeq and is a predicted model, not a curated record.
ACAUGUUAAUCCAUUUGUUCUUCUGGAUGAUCUGUGAGGCAGAUUGUAGUGUUUCUGUUUUAUACAUGAGGAAAUGGUCAGAGAGGUUGAAUGACUUACCUAAGAUACCGUGUGCUGAUAAGUGACAGAGGCAACAUCUGGAACCAGAUACUCAGUUGUACCUGAUUUCUGCAUGUUGUCAUCUCAUAUACAACUGGUCUCCACAACAGUCCGGCUUGUUCAUUCCCUGAUCCGCAAUCCUUCCUGUUCCUGCAUGGAUUUGAAGGCUCUCCUUUCCUCCUUGAAUGACUUUGCGUCCCUCUCAUUUGCUGAGAGUUGGGACAAUGUUGGAUUACUGGUGGAACCAAGUCCACCACAUGCUGUAAACACACUCUUCCUGACCAAUGACUUGACAGAAGAAGUGAUGGAGGAGGCGCUGCAAAAAAAGGCUGAUUUCAUUCUCUCCUACCAUCCACCUAUUUUCCGACCCAUGAAGCGCAUAACCUGGAAAACCUGGAAGGAACGCCUGGUGAUCCGGGCUCUGGAGAACAGAGUCGCUAUUUACUCUCCUCACACAGCCUAUGAUGCUGCACCCCAGGGAGUCAACAACUGGUUGGCCAAAGGGCUUGGAGUUUGCACCUCCAGGCCCAUACAUCCUUCCAAAGCACCUAACUACCCAACAGAGGGAACACACAGAGUAGAAUUUAAUGUUAACCACACCCAAGACCUGGACAGAGUCAUUUCUACAGUGAAAGGAAUUUCAGGUGUUUCUGUCACCUCUUUUUCUGCUAGGACUGAGGAUGAAGAACAAACACGGAUCAGUCUGAACUGUAGUCAGCAGGCUUUGAUGCAGGUGGUGGCUUUUCUUUCCCAGAACAGACAACUUUAUCAGAAGACUGAAAUUCUGUCACUGGAAAAGCCUCUGCUUCUACACACUGGAAUGGGACGGUUAUGCACACUGGACGAAACUGUCUCCUUGGCAACCAUGAUUGAGCGAAUCAAAAAGCACCUAAAACUAUCACAUAUUCGCCUUGCUCUUGGGGUAGGGAGGACCUUAGAAUCCCAAGUCAAAGUUGUGGCUCUGUGUGCUGGUUCUGGGAGCAGUGUUCUGCAGGGGGCAGAAGCCGACCUUUACCUUACAGGUGAGAUGUCCCAUCAUGAUAUUUUAGAUGCUGCUUCCCAAGGAAUAAAUGUCGUCCUCUGUGAACAUAGCAACACUGAACGAGGCUUUCUGUCUGAUCUUCAAGAUAUGCUGAGUGCUCAUUUGGAGAAUAAGAUUAAUAUUAUCCUGUCAGAAACAGACAGGGACCCUCUUCAGGUGGUAUAAUGUGUACAGGAAUAGGAUGACAAUCUACAAAUCAUUUCACUUCUAAUUCAAAUGUACAACACAAAUCAGUGGUUUGUAUCUUUCUGAAAGAAUGUUUUAGAAUAUACACCUGGUUUUUUUAACUUCUGAUCACUUCUUGUUUUUUAAUAUACUUCACUAAACAUUCUCCAGUUUUUAGGGUAAAAACUGUAAUGUAACUAUCAUUAAAGAACAAAUGAGUAUAAAGAUGAUUAAAAGGAUGAUUAUAAAGAACAAAAUAUUAUAAACUCUACGUGAGGUUGACUAAAAUCUGUUAACAUUCUUCGAAAAUAGUUCAAGUAAUCCUCUCCUUAGAUUAAUUAUGAUAGGUGGGAUGUGUCAUUCUGGAUCUCUCUGUAGUUAAAAUAUACUUUAAAUAUUUGGGAUUGAACACUUAUUUCUAUGUAGUAAUCUCUAGGAGGUGAUAUGGUCUGUAUGUGUAUUCUUAGAUUACUAAUCUCUGCCCCUAAAUUUCAGAAUCUGAAUGAGAUUUAUCAGGAUGAGGUUUGGGUUUUUUCCCUUAAUAUACACAAUCAUUAUUUAUAUAACUUGUUUUAGUAUUUUUUAGGUAACUUAUCUGUAAUUAGUAAUAUAAAAUGAUGAUUGGCUCUCAAUACUAGUGAUUAUUUAUACAAUAAUUUUGUGCCAGACACUCCGCUAGUUGCUUUAUAAACACUUUCAAUUCCUUAUAAGCAAGCCUACAGGUAUUAUACCCAUUUUUGAGAACUAGCAAACCGCAACAGUCAUCUCACCUCCCAGGGUGCAGAAAAACACAUUCUAAACAAUGCUGCUGGCUCCACGUUUGAAUUAGGUGGGGGAAAGAAAUUUAGACUUCUAAGAGUUUUCUUCCUCUUUUUUUGGCAGGCAGAACCUAUUAUUCAUUUAUUAUGGGUAGAAUUCCCAUUUUGCAAACAAACCUCUUACUUUUGGGAAGUUCAGGGUUUCAAAAUGUCUUUGGUGUAUAUUUCUAGAUACCGGAGGGGCAGAAUUCCCCUGCUGCUCAUCAAAUGACAUGCACUUGCAGCUGCAGAGCAUUGUGCAGGAGUAUUUUUCUAUUCCAGAGCGAAAUACUUACAAAACAGAGUUAAAUAUAUAUAUACGUAGUGCAUACAGGAUAACCCCCUGGUAACCAUAUAUGCUCCCCAAUCUUCUCAAACUAUAAUUUGCUUACUGUCCCAAGUUUUAUCUCUACUACUCUUCCUCUCUUUUUUCCUGCCAUUUCUCUCAUCUGGAAUCCUGUCUAAGUUCCUACUCAGAUACUACCAUUUCAAGGACCAAAGUCUCAUCUAGCCACUAAAAGGCCUCCCUAUUCUACAGUAAUCUAGGCUCUGACCUUUAUCACAUUUAUCAAGCAUUUGGCUUUAAUCUUUGUGCUGCCUAAUACUGUUAAUUAGCUUUUCAAAAGUUUUUGACAUAUCAUCCACUUAGAUUAUAAGCACCUUAAAGUCAGAUUCCUAUAUUUUUUUCUGUAUUACUCAUGCACCUAUGUAGCAGACGCUCUACAUGUCCUAGUUUUGAAAAGUAACAUAAUCCAAAUGUGACACAACAUGUACAUUUAGUGUUCUUGACAGACUUUCUAGAACUAAUCCACAUUCUCUGUACAAACAUGGAGUUUCUGCUAGCCCAAUAAAUUUGUUUUGGGAAUCAGAACUCAUCAGCUGACUCUGUCCUAGCCACAGGACUGCAGUUGUUCAUCCCAUGGGACCUCAACUCUGAUGUCAUAAACAAAAUUUGGAUCAUCCUUCAGAUUUUUCUAAAAAGUUCUUCCAUGAUGCUCUUCCUUUUGGCAAGUUCUGUCAUCUAGUUUGCUCAGAUCUUCCUCAGGAUCAAUGAUUGUUUCCCAUGGAAUUUGUUACAUUGUUUUUCCAAACUCUGCCCCUACAAGUAACGGAAAAAAUUGGAAAAUACUGUAACUUCACUUGCCUUCACUCGCUUUCUCAGGGACUUGUUCCAGGUAACUCUUGUGUCCCGGAUUAUUUUACUGUUCAGCUUCUCUGUUGCAAUAUGAAAAGUUUGACAGGCAUGAUGCACUGGCAACUUUACCCCUUCAUUUCAUUCUCAUAGACCAAGAUAACAGCUGGAUGUUAGAACCUAAUCGCACGUUUCUUGGCAAUG